Glycine soja is the source of this 1153-nucleotide messenger RNA. Its product is annotated as dof zinc finger protein DOF1.5-like. Gene Ontology annotation, molecular function: DNA-binding transcription factor activity; DNA binding. Bases 85 to 624 code for a protein of 179 amino acids. The record is from RefSeq and is a predicted model, not a curated record. The transcript is spliced from 2 exons. Gene Ontology annotation, biological process: regulation of DNA-templated transcription. NCBI's taxonomy places the organism in Eukaryota, Viridiplantae, Streptophyta, Magnoliopsida, Fabales, Fabaceae.
CUUAGCUUCCACAAUAAUAUUUCCUCCCUCAACGCCAACCAAAACCUUCUCCGUUAAGAAUAACUCUCUCUCUCUCUCUCUGAAAUGGGCGAGGAAUCUCAAGGGAUUAAGCUGUUUGGUGCGCUGAUUACAUUGAAGGGUGGGGAAGUAAAGAAAGGAGAAAAAGGAAGCGAAUAUGAGAGGGUGGAGAAGAGAGCAGAGAAGAUAAUACCCUGCCCGAGAUGCAAGAGCAUGGAAACUAAAUUCUGUUACUUCAACAACUACAACGUUAAUCAGCCGAGGCAUUUUUGCAAGAGCUGCCAGAGGUACUGGACGGCUGGUGGGGCCCUCCGAAACGUCGCGGUCGGCGCCGGGCGCCGGAAGGCUAAGUCACCGUGCCAUGGAGCCGGUGACUUCAUGGAUGGGCGUGCCUAUGAAACUUCUGAAGAUGAAAACAGGUUUGAGAUGAAUCAGGGACACGUUGCCAUGCCCAACACUCAUUUCCGCCAGAUUUUUCAGGCCAAGCGCCAGAGAAUCACCUCAGGAGCAUCAAGGUCAAUGAAAUCAUGUACGAAAACACAACUUGGAAUUAUUAUGAACAAGAAAUUAAGGACUUCAGCAGCGAGGGACCAAAGCGUGUCUUGAGAAUUAAGAUGUGAACACACCUAAAAAAAUGAUGAUGUUCAACUAUGAGGAGACGUGAGAUGCUGAGAUUGGUUUUUUUUCCUCGAAGCUCAUGUCCAUUGUCCAUAAGCAGGUUAAUUUUAAGGCAUGAAUAUAGACUGCGGAUAAUUGGUUAAGUGGGUUACACAUUAUAGCUGUGACAUAAGAUUGCGAUCCACGAAAUUGAUGUAUGCAGAUAUAGAUGAAAUAUUAGUCAAUGGACAAAGAGAUAGAGGAUUGAAAAAGUAAACAUCAAAACACGAAUAUUUGAGUGCAAAUUGUCGUUUAAGCAUUUAAUUUAUUCCCCCUUUUCUCUCUUCUUCAAUAAUUAAGGAGUCGACCCCAGUCUUCUACACAGUGCGGUUGUUCUAGAGGCCGGCCAAUAAACCUUACCAAAUCAACUUUCAAGAAAGAAUUUCCAAUUUGGCAGAAUGAAACGAAGAUUCCAAUAUUAUGCUUUAUAAGAAUGACGUAAAAGUGGAAAAUUUUCAAUGAACAAAUAUUUAUCAAA